This is a messenger RNA of Athene cunicularia (burrowing owl), 2182 nucleotides long. RefSeq names its product golgi membrane protein 1 (gene GOLM1). Lineage: Eukaryota; Metazoa; Chordata; Aves; Strigiformes; Strigidae. The coding region runs from base 350 to 1564 and encodes 404 amino acids. Gene Ontology annotation, cellular component: Golgi apparatus. The transcript is spliced from 11 exons. The record is from RefSeq and is a predicted model, not a curated record.
CAGUUGCCUGUCAGUAGCCCUGGUCAGGAUAGGGUUGUGUGUCCUCUUAGGGCUGUCCGGUAGCCCCUGGGUCCUUGCUGCUUUUUAUCUCCUUUUUGUCUCUAGUUAUGGGCCUGCAUUUCCAAAGGGAUUUUCCUAAGGCUCCGUCCUCCCUUGAAGUGCAGACCUCCGUUGCUUUUUGUGGUUGCUCCGGCUGCAUGUGGUCUUCACGUGCUGCUCUGGCUUACACUGGUUUGUACUAUCCUGUGGCUGGGUGGUGGAGGCAGCAGUCAGUAGGCAGCUGAAAAGAGCUGAAGAGUUGCUGGAAUUGCAUACUAGGUUCUUUGGAUUUGUUUUUUUUUUUCUUGAAAUGGUAGGGCUAGGAAACAGCUGCCGAGUGAUGAAGUAUUCACCACUCCUUGUGGCUGCACUUGUGGCAUGCAUCAUUGUUUUGGGCUUCAAUUACUGGAUUGCAAGUUCUCGCAGCGUGGAUCUGCAGGGUCGGAUCAUGGAUCUGGAAGGCAAAGUCCGCAGGGCGGCAGUGGAGAGGGGUGCUGUGGAGCUCAAAAAGAAUGAAUUCCAAGGGGAGCUAGAGAAGCAGCGACAGCAGAUCGACAAAAUCCAGUCCUUGCACAGCUUUCAAAUGGAAAAUGCCAACAGAAUACAUCAGGAAGAGAAGGCGAUGUUGUUGAGUAACAUCACAGUAAAUGAACGAUUGGUCCAGAGUCUACGAGAACACUUGAAAGAGUUACAGUCGGAAUAUGGAAGGCUACAGCUGGAUAUUUACUGGUUUCAAAAGAACCAGACUAACCUUCAGAGGAAGUUUUCAUAUGACCUGUCACAGUGCAUCAGCCAGAUGAAAGAGUUAAAAGAACAAUGUGAAGAAAGGAUAGAUGAGCUUACAAAAAAGGGAAGUGAUGUACCAGAAAUCAAAGGAAACAAAGACUUCUCAGAGGAGUCAAAAAAAAUUAGCCAGGUUAAUACUCAAAUGCCAGCUGUGAAGCAAACCGAGUCCAAGCAGGCUGACUUGGAACACCAGAAACCCAAUGAAUAUGCACCUAAAGCAGUAACUACAGUAAAAAAAACAGAUCCACUGCAGGGUAAAGAAAGAAUAAAUGGCCUAGCUGAAAUCAGAAAACAGGAGCCUAAGGCAGAAGAGGAGAAGCUUUCUAGUCAACUGAAAAACCCACAGGAUUCACUCAAGGCUGCUGCAGGUCAUAAGGAUAUGCUGCCCAAGUCAGAGAAGGAGAUGAAUCUGUCUGAAGAUGAAAAACAUGCAGCUGGGCAAGAUGUGUUACAGCUGGCAGCAGAGCAGGCUGCCAGUGAGGAAACCGAGAAGGAACAGCUGCGAAAUUAUGAUGCUAAGCAGGACAACUUGCCCCCUGGAAAGGCUGACAAACAGGAUCAUGAAGCACUGAACCAGGACAAGGAUGUUGAUUACAAUUUAGAUGAGAAUGAAGCUGAAUCAGAAACAGACAAGCAAGCAGCACUAGCAGGGAUUGAAAAUGUUCAAAACGAAGAUAUGAAGAACCACUUAUCUGAGCAUGGUGAAGAACGACAGGUUGUGGACAAAGAAGGUUCGUGAUGCAACUCAGUCACCUCUUCAGAUAAACACAGCAAUGAUGAGAGCAGAGAGAUUUGAGAAUAUUUUGAUUAUCUUCAAGGCUUCAAUAAGGGCCAAAAUAAAAUAGUAUUUUCUUGAAGUUUUAGUCCUGUUCUAGUGGUGAGAAAAAUAAUCUUAAAUCUCUGGAGGCUUGCUUUUAAAGCAGCUCGACCUCUGCAAUGACUCUUUCCUUCCUACUGAUUCUAAAAUUGAAACCAGCUAGCAGUAAGUGUGGUAAUUUUGAAGUCAGCUAACUUGUCCAGUCAUGUGUGGGUGGGUGGUAGAUGGGAAAGACGGCUCUGCUAAGGACAUAUCUCUCCCCUGAACAAUGCAGUAGAGAAAUCCAUAGCCUAGUUUUAAGAGGAGCUUACCUUGACAAAAUAUGGUAAGGAUAAAAAAUAGCCCAUGCUGUGGUCUACCCUUGUGCCCAUUGUGGCACUUCUUUACUGCAGUGUAGAUAGACUCAGAAAGCAUGACUGUAGUCCUUAGAUAUUAUGUAGUAUGAUAUAUUUUCCUGAGGCUCCUAAAUGACACUGCUAGCUUACACUAUCUGUAACCAGGCUGAAACACUGUCCUGGCUGUGUUCUUAGCUUAUAGAUU